AUGAGUGCCGGGCUCGGCCGCCUGCUCCGGGCGGGGGGGGACACAUGGCCCCGUGUCCUGGGGAGCCUGUCCAGCCGGGCCGGCCUGCGCGGGGUGAGUGUCUGCUGCAGGACUACAACUCCCAGGAGCCAGGGCUGGCUGAGCAUCAUGGGAAAUGUAGUUCACAGAGUUAUCCAUCCUCAGCCAGUCAGGACAUCCCUGGAGUAAUUAUUACUGGGAUACAGGCCCCCAAUAGCCGGGUCUGGACACCGCCCAGAAAUAAGAAUAAUAAUAAUAUAUAAUAAUAAUAAUAAUAAUAAUAUAUAAUAAUAAUAAUUAUAAUAAUAAUAACAAUAAUAUAAUAAUAUAAUAUAUAAAUAAUAAUAUAUAAUAAUAAUAAUAUAAUAAUAAUAACAAUAAUAUAAUAUAUAAUAUAUAAUAAUAAUAACAAUAAUUAAUAAUAACAAUAAUAUAAUAAUAUAAUAACAAUAAUAUCUGUUUAGCUCCUGUAUACACAUUAAUUACUCAUAAUAAUAAUAAUAAAUAUAAUCUAUAAUAAUAAUAUCUGCUCAGCUCCUGUAUACACAUUAAUUACUCACAAUAAUAAUAAAUAUAAUGUAUAAUAAUAAUAUCUGUUAAGCUCCUGUAUACACAUUAAUUACUCAUAAUAAUAAUAAUAAAUAUAAUGUAUAAUAAUAAUAUCUGUUAAGCUCCUGUAUAGACAUUAAUCGCUCCCACAUCCUGGAAGACCUGUCUUUCUCUGGGAGUGUUUUAUAAUGAACUGACUUUGAGUUUGUUAAAUAACCAGAUCACAGACACUGUGGAAUUCAUGGUUUAUAGAUGUAAAUCUUUAGCACCCUAUUGAAAUCGUGGGUGGCACCCAUAAGGCACUUUUAUCAUCUCUAACUUGUGAGUGCAAUCGACUAUCCGCGUUUUGUCUACAUCAGGCAUUAUUGCACUAUGUGAUACCUUUGUUUUUAGGUACACCAGCAGGAUCCAUAACAUUUUCUGUAUUGUACAUAAGUACUUGAUGUGCCAGGCAUAAUGACACCUUUCCAAAUAGACCUAUUAUUUUAUAUUUAUCCUGUUAAAGAUCUCUAUUUGUGAGUAUAUUGUGUCAUCAGUCUUUUUGUCUAAUCUCAGUUUGUGAAGAGGAGCAAUUUAAUGCAAGUGGACCCUUCAUGGAGAUUAUCACCAGCUUUGUCAUGCCUUGGGUCUAAACCGCCUAAAGGUAUGUAAUAGCCACUGAUCCUAUCCUGACAUCUAGAAGGGUUUAUUUAUCUUGGGCUUCAGUACUGAAAAAUGGCUUGUGUGUUAUUCUGCAAGUGUGUCAUUCCUCCUAUCAUUGCUAUAUCUGUCCUUGGCACCGGCAGUCCGCAUAGAGAAAGCAUACAUAGAUUAUUUCUAUAGCUCCUCCUCAUUUGUAUUGUGUGCCCUGUCUGUGCUGCUGGUGGCCUGUAAACCGGAAUGUGAUGUAAGGUGCAUCACUAAAAUCGGUUAACACAAGUUAUAGGUGAUUUGUAAUUUUUAUUAUUAUUGAGUAAAGUGACUGUAGCCCAUUAAACCCUUCACAUUUUGUAAUGUUUUGUGUAUGUAGGAUUUGAGAAGUUUUUCAAGAGAAAUAAAAAGGAUUCGAGCACUGAAACCCCAGAAAACGUAACAGGUAAUAACGUAUUGGAGUUCUGUAUUAUUUGAAGAGCCACGGUUGCAUACCUCCGGUCUAUAAUAGUUAAUCAUAACUAUCGCAAAAGUUGUUAUUUGGAGAACUUGAUUAAAAUGAUCUUUCGCUGAUAGGCUGUAUCACUCAAUUGUGCUGUUUUUCUCCGUAUGCUGAAUUAAUUUUAUUUCCCCCAGAAAAGGAAAAUGAUUCUGGGUCACAAGGUAGCAAUGGAGGCAGCAAGAAGGAUGAUACAUUAUGGUAUCGGCGGCUGCAGAAGGUAUGUCGGGAGUAAUCUAGAUGCUAUCAAUCAGAUAUUGUUGUUCCGUAAGGCAUUAUCCGUUCCAAGCAGCCACCUUGUAAAUGUGGGCAAAAAGAAAUCCACUUACUACUCCUUAUCUUUCCCUUUGUUCUCGUCAGGGUGACAUCCCUUGGGACGAUAAGGAUUUCCGCAACUUAUUAAUAAUGGCUGCUGGACUUGCCAGUGGAUUUUUCCUGUUUUAUUUGCGAGAUCCUGGGAGAGAAAUCAACUGGAAGGAAUUUGUACACCUGUACCUUGCCAGGGGAGUGGUAAGUGAGCAUUGAAGGAUCAUACUCAGACAUUAGUCCAUGGGUUGUAGUGCUUGGUAUCAUAACUAAAAUAUCAUUUAGGUUGCCGUUUAAGUACAGAUAAUGAAUCCAGCCUGCAAACAAUUUUUCAUUUAGUUAAUUAUUCUGGAAAUGGAUUGAAUAUUCUACAAUAAUACUUUUAUUACAUAUUCCAAGUUAGAAAAUAAAACUACUUACUCUGAGCUAUAAAAUGGUACUGUAACACAUUAUAGAGGCAGGAUCACAGCUGAAUAUUCUAAUCAGAAUUAGCUGCCACGAACACAAUGAUUGUAUUUAGCAAUCACCUUUAUUUAUUGUUUGUCUUUGACUUGCCGCAGGUAGACCGGCUGGAGGUGGUGAACAAGCAGUUUGUAAGAGUGAUUCCGGUACCAGGAGCCACUACCGAGGUGUGAGCAGUGAAUUGUGACGCUUUUCAUGCAUCUUCAUAUUAUUAUUAUUAUUAUUAUUUUAUUUAUAUAGCGCCAUCAGAUUCCGUAGCGCUGUACAAUGGGUGGACUAACCGACAUGUAAUUGUAACCAGACAAUUGGACGCAAAGGAACAGCGAGGUGGAGGGCCCUGCUCAAUGAGUUUACUUUCUAGAGGGAGGAUCAAAAGCCUUUGUUUAUGAGGUUGUGUCUUGCUCCCCAUGAUUAAAUGGGUACCCUGUGGACCCCCUCCCCAGACAGGGAUCAGUCAUGCCUUCACUCUGUUUAUAUUGCAGUCCUGAGACCCCCACUAGGUGUGCUUCCUGAUAUUUCUGAUAAUGUUUAUUGUAUGUGAUGUGAUAGUUUAUAUACUUCUCAUUAAUGUAUGCUGAUUGGAAAUCUGAUAUUGUGACAAACAGAAAUAUGUCUGGUUUAACAUCGGAAGCGUGGACAGCUUGGAACGCAAUCUGGAAGCUGCGCAACAAGAACUGGGAAUAGAAACAGCGCAGAGAGUUACAGUCAUAUAUUCCUCCGAGAGCGAUGGGUGAGUAAGGUUGGGAACGUUGGCUUUCUCAUUGCCGCCAUGGGGCAUCCUGACUUGUGCCACAAAUCUGAUGGCUUAUCUAAUGUGUAUUAGUGAAAAUUAGUUGUGUGCCCACGCUGGUCAGUAAAUGCGCUUUAUAUUUGAAUAAGGUUACAGUGAGUAAAAAAGCACAGAGAUAAAAAGAUACUAAAUUAAAGAUAUGUGCUGCCAUAAUGAACCCUGGCAAACUGUCUAUAAAGUUCCAGAGCUUGCAUUCUGAAUAUAUUUGCACACAUUUUCUUUCUAUAUAGUGAACGAGCUAUAUGUAAAUAUGUUCAUAGUGAGUAUAAAACAUAAGCAAAUAAUGCCAUCCCCUUCUUACGCUAUACAGGUCUUUCCUAAUGAGCAUCAUCCCUACUCUCCUCCUCGUGGGCUUCCUACUGUUUUCCCUACGGAGGGGUGCCAUGGGGCCAGGCCGGGGGGGAAGAGGUGGUGGAUUAUUUGGGGUUGGAGAGACGACGGCCAAGAUGUUAAAGGGCAACAUUGAUGUAAAAUUUCGGGAUGUGGCUGGAUGCGAGGAAGCAAAGCUUGAGAUAAUGGAGUUUGUGAAUUUCCUUAAAAAUCCCAGACAGUAUCUGGAUCUUGGAGCCAAAAUUCCCAGGGUGAGUACUGUAUAGGAUAUAUAUUUUAAAGUGUAUAUAUGAAGACAACUCCGGCUUUUCAGAAGCUUGGAUAAAAACAGACACGUUUGCAUUAAAAAUCCGCCAUUUUCCCCAGCUAGUAAUCAUUGGAUAAACAUGUAGCUCAUUUCGCAGUGCUUGUAUGUCUCUGUAAAUAGCAGCAGUACAGUUUACUGUAAAGAGACUGCAGUCUAAUUGUUUAUUCUCCCUUUUAUCGUCUUUUGCUAUAUUUUUCCUUGUUAUCCCUUACAUGUAGCAUCCUAUAUUCACACUCUCUUUUAGGGAGCUAUGCUUACCGGCCCGCCAGGCACCGGGAAGACCUUACUUGCUAAAGCCACAGCUGGAGAAGCCAAUGUGCCUUUUAUCACCGUCAACGGCUCUGAGUUCCUGGAGAUGUUUGUUGGUGUUGGUCCAGCCAGGGUAAGGAGUCUGUUUUGGAGUUCACAGGCUGAGCUGGAAUGAAUAUAUAUAUAUAAUUUUUUUUUCUGCGUCAUUUCCUUGCUCCUAUAGGUGCGGGACAUGUUUGCGAUGGCUCGUAAGAACGCGCCAUGUAUCCUUUUCAUUGAUGAGAUUGAUGCGGUUGGCCGGAAGAGGGGGAGAGGAAACUUUGGUGGGAACAGUGAGCAGGAGAACACUCUGAACCAGUUGCUGGUGGAGAUGGAUGGUAAGUAAAUGGGAUUAUCUACUCCUCUGUCUCAAGGUCAUUAUCCUGUGGGUUAUUGGUAAUGCCUUGCAUUCCCUCCUUAGGGUUUAAUUCCAGCACAAACGUGGUAAUCCUCGCUGGCACAAACAGACCGGAUAUCUUAGACCCUGCCCUGAUGAGACCAGGACGAUUUGAUCGUCAGAUUUACAUUGGUAAACCGAAAACGAAUGUAACUGCAGUUUGGAAAUGUCUGGAUUCCAGGGAAAAGGUUUUAUUUGUUCUUUUCUCUUCCUUCAGGGCCGCCUGAUAUAAAAGGAAGAGCAUCCAUUUUUAAAGUGCACUUACGUCCAUUGAAGCUGUCUGACAGUCUGUGUAAAGAUACUCUGUCCAGAAAGCUGGCCUCCCUGACACCAGGGUUCACAGGUGAGGAAGAAAGUGUUAACAUAGAAGACAGAUUUUGUUAGAUGGUGAGAAUUCUAGGAAUUGUAGUCACAGGCACUACUAAAGGGCUAGGAUUGGAGUCUGCUGAGUUAAAGAGUCUCUAAAUAAGUGAGUGCAACUCUUUAACAUGUUUUAUAACUGCUUGUAUUCCUGUCUGUGUCCAUUUUGCUCAUCUCAGGAGCCGAUAUCGCCAACGUGUGCAAUGAAGCAGCUCUGAUUGCUGCCCGCCAUCUGAAGGAGAACAUAAUCGGGAAACACUUUGAGCAGGCCAUUGAGCGUGUCAUUGGAGGUAAGACAUAUAUUUAUCUGCACAUUCUGCUGCUCACCAGCAGGGGGCCACGUGUCUGACUAUGAUCAUUUAGUAAUAGUUUAUCUAAUCUUUGUACAUAUCUACACAAUGUCAAGGAUGUGUUUUUAUUUUUGUGGUGGGAGGUUGUCCCUCUUUUCAGUGGAUGUGAUUUUCUUUAUCUAGUGUUGACUUGUCUCCUAUUUCAGGACUAGAGAAGAAGACUCAGGUCCUUCAACCAGCAGAGAAGCAAAUCGUGGCAUACCACGAAGCUGGACACGCUGUGGUUGGGUGGUUCUUGGAGCAUGCUGACCCUCUUCUUAAGGUACAUUGAAAGGGAAAUGCAAUAUUCAAGCUUACCCACCGCAGCCAAGAAAAGGCCUGAGUCUGAUCAUUGCAGUCAUGUGAUUGGGACCGGGACAUUGUCCUGAGCACUUUAGACUGAUCAGAGACAUGUGCAGUGCAGCUGUAACAAUGCCUGAAGCCACAAAACCAGCAAUGUCUCCCCUCUCUGAGAGCAGUUAAUCAGAAGGUGCCAUGUGUUGGGUUUGGCAUGCUUGCAGUAGGCACACCUUAAAUUGAGUCAGGGGAAGGAAUAUUGGUACAGGUGGACAGCUUCUUAGCUGCUCAUGUGAAGCAACGCUGAGGGCGAAUGCACAUAGAGCACUGUGGGAGGAAUGUCUGAAUGUGUAUGCAUGCAUUCGGCAAUUUAGAAUCUGAUCCAGAGCAUAGUUGGUGAAUCAUUGUAGGAGACUAGUGCUAGAACCUAAAAGGACGCCUGGUGAACCAUUCAUUUCAUUUAUUGGGGUGAAGAACAGUCUGCAUCGGAGAAGUGACUGCUAUGUGCUGAUGGUGUGCGACUGAAUGGAGUGCUGUUUCCUCUGACUCUAUUUGAAUUAAUGGGAAGAUUGUUGCUGCAGUUCAUUCGUUCUUUGUUUUUUUCCUAAACUGAGGGGAGUUAACUUUUCCAAAAAUCUACCUCCAUCCCUCCUUCUCCGUGUAUGUUAGGUUUCUAUUAUUCCUCGUGGGAAGGGCUUGGGUUAUGCCCAGUAUCUCCCUAAGGAGCAGUACCUGUACACACGGGAGCAGCUGUUUGACCGCAUGUGCAUGAUGCUCGGAGGACGUGUGUCUGAGCAGCUAUUCUUCGGCCGCAUUACCACGGGGGCCCAGGAUGACCUAAAGAAAGUCACGCAGAGUGCAUACGCACAGGUGAGAAAACAGGGACCGGCUUCCAUAAUUACAAUGUGUGAGAUUCUUCCUCAGUAUGACUUCCGGUCUUCUCCCUCAGAUUGUGCAGUUUGGGAUGAGCGACAAGGUGGGCCAGGUAUCCUUCGACCUUCCGCGUCAGGGAGAAAUGGUAGCGGAGAAACCUUACAGCGAAGCUACGGCAGAGCUCAUAGACCAGGAGGCACGGGAUCUAAUUAACACAGCCUAUGAGAGGACUCUGGAGCUUCUAACUAGAUACAAAGAGCAGGUGGACACGGUAAGGAGAAGCUAAGACCCUAAAAAAAACACUUUAUUUUUUUUUUCCCGCAUUUAUAUUGAUGGUUCAUUGAGAAACCUGAAUUUGUCUGAGACAGUCUGCAGAAAGCCAGUUAUUCUUUUAUUAAUAUAUAUUGCGUAUGCUAUUACUGUAACAUUUAUCUACAGUCACUUUGAUGGACCAAUAAGAUCUAUCUGUGUAGCAUGAACUGAAAACUGUGCUCAAACCCAGAUGUAACAUAUAAACACUGCCAGCUAGUGGAGGAAACCUGCAGAUAAUACACAUUCAGCUGUGUUUACGGUAACAAAAAAUAAAGGAUUUUCAAUAAAAUGUUAAGUUUUCUUAAAUAUAAAAAAAAGGUUUUAUUGGCAAGAUAAUAAAAUACCAAAAAGCCAAUGGCGAUUACCGUUUCAAAGAAGAAUAACUAUAUACACUGUAACAGAAUAUUUGCAAUGGAGAGUAUUUAGAACAGAAGUCUGUUAUUUGAUGUUGGAGAGAGGAAGACAUGGUGUGACGCUCUAACAAGGCUAUUCUCUAGAGACUGUGAGAAGUAAAACACAAACAAGUGGAAUUAAAAAUAUGUACAGCAUCUCACAAAAGUGAGUGCACCCCUCCCAUUUUUGUAAAUAUUUUAUAUCUUUUCAUGUGACAACACUGAAGAAAUGCCACCCUGCUACAAUGAAAAGCAGUAAGUGUACAGCCUGUAUAACAGGGUAAAUUUGCUGUCCCCUCAAAAUAACUCAACACACAGCCAUUAAUGUCUAAACCGUUGGCAACAAAAGUGAGUACACCCCUAAGUGGAAAUGUCCAAAUUGGGCCCAGUUAGCCAUUUUCUCUCCCCGGUGUCAUGUGAUUCAGUGUUACAAGGUCUCAGGUGUGAAUGGGGAGCAGGUGUGUUAAAUUUGGUUUUAUCGUUCUCACACAAGUUCAGCCUUAGACCUCAUGGCAAAGAACUAUCUGAGGAUCUGAAAAAAAUAAUUAUUGCUCUACAUAAAGAUGGCGUAGGCUAUAAGCUGAUUGCCAAGACCCUGAAACUGAGCAUGGUGUGCAAGACCAUACAGUGAAAUACUGUGUGCAUCGAUAUUGGGUGUUUAAUCAGGCUACUGUUACAGUUUUGUCAUAAAUAUAAACAUAAAAUGACUUGCUUCGCUCUGUCCGCCAUGCUGGUGUUACAGCUGCCUCCACUCAUACGGCCAGAUAAAAGGGGAAAAAGACUGUCUGGUGGCAGCAGUUCCUCCACUGACCUCCUUGGAACUAUUCUCUUCAAUGAUACAAUGUUACAGCUUUUUAUAUCCAUUUGUUACGUUGGUGAUGUUCAAAAAUGCAUCUUUACUUUAAGAAUAGUCUAUACCUUGUACAGCCUUCCAGUGAAAGUGUUAAAGGUAAAGGAACUCUAUAGGCACCAAGACCACUUCAGCUCAUUGAGCGAGGGGGACACUAUAGGCACCAAGAUCACUUCAGCUCAUUGAGCGAGGGGGACACUAUAGGCACCAAGACCACUUCAGCUCAUUGAGCGAGGGGGACGCUAUAGGCACCAAGAUCACUUCAGCUCAUUGGCUCAUUGAGCGAGGGGGACACUAUAGGCACCAAGACCACUUCAGCUCAUUGAGCGAGGGGGACACUAUAGGCACCAAGACCACUUCAGCUCAUUGAGCGAGGGGGACAGUAUAGGCACCAAGACCACUUCAGCUCAUUGAGCGAGGGGGAUACUAUAGGCACCAAGACUAGUUCAGCCCUUUGAAGUGGUCUGGGUGCUGUGUCACUUUUGCACUUAGUGCUGCAAUGUAAAACAUUGAGUUCCAGAGAAACUGCAAUGAUUAAAUUAUAGCUCUAAGCCUGCCCUCAGUAGCUGUUUGGCCUUUGGUCUGUUAUCUGAUGCUGGACGUCCUCAUUGAAUAAUGCUUUCCCAUUGCUGCGCGUGCGCACUUGGUCUACCCAGCCGGCUGACGUCGGCGGGGGAGAGCGUGGGUGGAUCCAGACCCAGCACCGAGGGACAUCGUUGCUGGAUUUAGAUAAGUGGCCGAAGGGGUGUUAGCCUUGCCGAAGGGGUGGUGAAGGAGGGGGGACCUUAGAAAUCUAUAGUGCCAAGAAAACGGCUUUGUUUUCCUGGCACUAUAAGAUCCUUUUAACAACGUACAAGAACCCUGAUGUUGGUCAGACUAGAUUGGCUUGUCGGGCUGUCCUCGGCUAGGAUUUUAAUAUAAGGAUACUGUAUGCACUGUAACUGCUUCAUCUCAUUGAACUGGUUAUAGUGUCUGGGGUCCCUUGGUAACAUAAUGUCAUUCGGCAUCAAACAGUUGUUAAUGUUUUCAUGCUAAACUGGACAAAGUAGAUACAGUGCCUACAGCAUCAAUGCUGAUAUUUUGUCUGUGCAGCUGUGAUUGGCUGAGAGUGUCAGCUGAUUGCUUUUAGCUUAUCAGAGUUCCAAUUGACAGAAUGAAGCGUAUGGCUACAAGGAAGUGUGUAAUCUCUGCCUAGCCACACCUCCAGUGGGGGCUGGAAUGUUGGUGGGCAGGGAUCCUUAUUUAGUGUUAAACUGCUAGAAAAUGGAACUUCAGGCACCAUAACUAAUUUAAACAGAUUAAAUAGUGACUACAGUGUCCCUUUAUGUUAUGUUAUUCUGAUAAUUUAUUUAUAAAGAACCAAUAUCUUUGGCCUGCCUGGUACAUGUGGAUGCAGUGAAUUCAUAAUACAAUGACAAUGUAGGCAUUAUUAUAAAAGCUUGCAAUCUGUACAUCAUACUUUAUUUGCCACCGACAGGUUGGGAAGCGACUUCUGGAGAAGGAAGUGCUGGAGAAGUCAGACAUGAUUGAACUAUUGGGUCCAAGACCGUUUGCAGAGAAGUCUUCGUAUGAAGAGUUUGUGGAGGGGACAGGCAGCUUUGAGGAGGACACCUCGCUUCCGGAUGGUCUGAAGGACUGGAACCAAGAGGUGACAGAGGAUCAGGAGCCAAAGAGACAGGAGAACACAUCCUAACAGACUGCAAUGGACUCUCCAUUACAAUGUUCCUAAGUGGGAGUUUCUUCUCAGGGACGAUAUCUGCUUUAGAAAGGGGCCUGAUCGUUCCCUUUAUGUAUGUGUAACAUCUUACCGGCAGUGCCUCAAGACAACUUACCACUGCUGGAUUCCUCCUUCAUUAGAGCACUUUGUGACACUCUCACAUCAUGGUAAAUGUGGGCUAAAGCUCAGUUCUGGUACCAAUCUGCGAUGUUGUACUACACAUGGGAUAGCUGCCUGGCCAAGAUAUUAAAUAUAAUGUCAUGAGCUGUAUUUUCACUUCGACUCCCAGCCGGCUGAGCUAUACCAAUAAAAUGAUAUCAUGCAGUGGAAUCCUAUUCAUUUAUCAGGAACAAUGAUUGCAGAUGAACAAUUUUCUACCAGUUGUACAUUCCUGUCCAUGGUUCUGAAUAUUUGUAUGGUGUUUGCCAUGCAGCAGCUGUGUGCAAUGGUAGCCGUAAGGCUGGCAGAGCAUUACAGGUGUUGUAGUUCAUAACUAGUGGGGGUUCUAUCUUUACGCCCUUCUUGGUGUACAUACCAUUAUUUUGGUGGUCUUUCUAUCACUGCAUAUAAACCGUCACCCAUGCUCUGUGACGGUCACAUAGACUAGGACAGGGUCAGCACCCGGGCGGUGUCUGUACAAGGUUACGUAUAAUCAAACUGUACAGUGCUUUACUGCUGAAUUAUUCUAUAUAAAUCAUAAAAACAGACAAGUUGUGUCCUGUGUUAUAUGCUCUAAAUCUACACCCAUAGGUAGGGUUAGUUACUAGCUCAGAAUUGUAGCUAAUUUAGAGCCAGCUGGAAAAUAUUUAGGCAAAAACAGGUGGUCUGAAAAUUUCUCCAACUCUGCUCCAGGCACAGCGGACUGUUUGUAAUCCAGAUCUCAGUCCAUUACAAUUUGGAGUUUAGUUAUUAUCCCUGAGCGAAUGGUUAGGUCUUCGUUGAAUCUGUAUCGGAGUGCUUUCCAUACUGUUUAAACCGUCUAUUAUAACUUACCCUGUCAGAAUAACCUGUACCUGAAUGUAUGAUCGGUACAAAACACAGAACAUCUCUGUAACGUUGAAUAUACACUUAGUUUACAGGAUGUUCCUGGGUCUAGAGGAGACGAGGAAACUGCUCCCACAGGUACUCCUUGUAAAAUAUGAAUGCUACCGGUUUAAUAGAUAAAUAGAUUUAGUGCAUAACUUGGAGACCAGUUAAGAGAGGGUUUCCUCUACGGGCGUUUGUGAGAAAUCCAGUACAGAUACCAUCAAGAGCCUUUUAUAGAGAAUUCAACAACAACAAAAAGUGCAGUUUUCAUAGAACCAAAAUGUUGGUGUAAACAAUAGUGUUUUUUUUGUUUGUUUUUAAUGAUGGAUCAGUUGCAAAUGCUUCUAGGGAACACUAUUCAGAUCUCUUUUGUAAUGCAGUAGGACCCUAAUUAGUCUAUAACGCUACAUAUCUCUUUGUAUGAGCACUGCGGUUUGAAAUGAUCCAGUAGCAUAUUGCUAGCAGUUGUGUUCCCUGUGCUAUCAGGGUUCUGGGUUAUAUGUCAAAGCCGAUUGUAGAAAAUCCAAGCUCCAUACAUUGCUGCAGUGACUUGCGCAUGCAGAGCAGGCCUCUCGGUACUUGGUGUUCGAGGGCCCCUUGCUUCUGGUAAAUAAUGCAUUAACUGUUUCAGUCGCUGUAUUCUGUCCCUCUGAUCCCCGUUUAGAGUCGCUUUGUUCGGAGCGCUCCAAUUCAAACAGACAGCCUAGGCCUUAAAACGGCCUCUCCUUUCCUGUUGAGUAGUUCAUGAAUUAGUAAUUCUGCCUCCUGGAUCUAAGAACCCUUCUCUACCUUCCAACAACAUUGUCACAAAUUAUUUAUAAGACCCAGUCGCUCCUUUUACAUACACUCCUAGCUCACUGAGCAGAUACAAAGGAGAUUAGCUCAGACUUUCACAGCAAAAUAACAAUUAAACAGGAAAGGGGCCAAGAAGCGAUGGUUAAAACACCAACAAUAAGCACUUCUUGUAAAAACAGCGCCUGUUACUGUCAGACUCUGCUCUGCCGGCAGUUUGGGCUCUGUCAAUGUCCAUUCGGAUGAAUACAUCUUAUCAUUAGAACUGAAUGGAAUCCUUGAUUCAUCACCUACAUAGUCUGCAGCACUGUACAAAGAAUAUAAGUGGGGAAAUUGCAGUAUGUACUGAGGCGUACUGAUGCAGAAGGAUUAGGAACUGCUUAGAAGUGGAGCUUUCUCAUCAAGUACACAAACACCUCUGUUUACAUAAUAUAAAAUAUAAGAUUUUUAUAGGAAAUAUUCCAAAUUCAAAAAAUGAUGGACGAGAAAUAAGCUCCUCUUCGUAUAUGUCUUUUGUUUUGUUUAAGGAAGGUGUAUUUGGAAUGGUUAUACGUGAAUUUUAGCAGCAUCUAAAAAUUAAAGUCACAGCAAAGGUGAAUUAUUUGUUGGAAUUGAGAGCCGAGUCUGUCACGGCCUGCCUAGAGUAAUUGGACUAUUUGGUUUUUCUUCCAGGGGGUGAGGGCGGCACUGAUAGAGUUAAAGGAACCAAAUAUUAGUUUAAAUGUUGGAAUAUUCGUUUUAAAAUCCCGAGAACCCUGCCCUUGCUCCUCUCCAUAUUGAUUUUUUUCUUGUGUCAGACAAGCCUGGCUGCCAUUCAUUUUCAGCUUGUUUGGUCUGUGUCCUUCAGAAUCUCGCUGCGGCCAUGAUAUCUGUUCGGGGGUUCAGUGAAUAGCCCCCAAUGUUAAAGUCACACUGUAUACACCGAAAUGACCUGUUCACUCCUGAAAGCUGAUUUUAGAAAAAUAUUCUGUGAAUGGGUCCAUGCUUAGAAUGGUGUUACAUUUAAUUAUUGCCUUUUUUUUCUGGUUAGUUUUUUGUGCUUUCUCUAGGACAAAGUUGUUAAAUUCUAAGAGAACAUUUUAUGUGUUUUUUUUUUUUCUUCUUUUCUGCCUCAGUUUUAUUCUGUCACGAGUAAUGUGCGAUGGAAGGGUUAAACAAAAAAUGGCUACUUUUUCCUACAUUUAUAUUAGAAUCAACUGAUAGCUUGUGUUUAGACUAAACAAACGUAAAACAAAAUCCAUUUAAGUCUAUUUAAAAUGACCGGGUUUGUAUAUAUGUGUAAAAAUAUGGAUUCUGGAUCUACAGUGUGUUCACAUCUUAUCUUAUCAUUAAAUUAAUCUUGGGUUACACUGUAGACUUUUUCUGUCUUUGACCUUGAUUUAAUAUUUUUGGAUAAACUUUUAAAAUGAUUUAAUAGUUUGAAAAUGUUAUAUGUUGUGUAUAUCAACGUAGAAUUCACCAUCCUGCAUUACAAACCCCAUCAGAUAUUUUUGUUUUGUUUAAUUUGCUUCUGUUGCUGUGUUUGUGACAAGCGUUAUAAAAUCUAUAUCGUCUACUUUGUGUGCCCGUCCUGAUUCAGCUUUAUCUGCGAAGGUCAGCUGACGGCAGCAGAGCCUCCCCGAGGGCACCUGGCGCUUUUAACGCACGAUUUGCUCGUGUUGUGUAACUGCAGUGCCGUGACGUCUGUAUUUAUACACACAGGACUGUCUGGGGCGUUUGAGAUCUCAUGCCAGCCCCGGGCAGCCUCCUGGAUACAGCCAGGGGAAUCGCUCCCUGUGUUAAUGUCUCAAAUGAUCCAUUAAGGCAGUGGGCCCCUUCUCCAAACCACACUCUAUGUUACACAACCCUCCCGAAUUGCUGAAUCCUGUGAACGAGAAGCUUUAAUUCCCUGGCAGCAGUUACUGUGUUAGAACAAUGUAUAUUCUGCAGAAUUGUUUGUAGACUGGGCAUGGAGUGUGGGGUUUGCAGCAAAGAAGAUCUGAUGCUGGACUCGGGAUGAGAUGGAGGAGACUUGCUGGAAUAAGAGCCCGUGGGGUAUAUAACCCCAUUUAGUGGGGAUAUUUACAGGCUUCUUCAGUAGACUCCGGAUUGUAGCAAGUUAUGAUACCAGAUCUGUCACAGAUAAGGGGAGAAUCUGACAUUUACAGAGUUACAGAAAACUAUUGUGUGAAUGGUUGGGAAUUUAAAAAUGUCACAUUUAAGACAGAUGUUUCAAGUCCAGAUAUUGUUGGCAUAAACUUGAAAGUCACUUGGAAUUCCCAUUAAUUCACACUUUAGUAAUCAACCUUUCUAGGGUAACUUCCUAAAGCAAUAAUUCAGAGUAAAUACAACGAGAACUUUAAAUGUAAGGACAAACUAAAGCUCAGUUCUGGUACCAAUCUGCGAUGUUGUACUACACAUGGGAUAGCUGCCUGGCCAAGAUAUUAAAUAUAAUGUCAUGAGCUGUAUUUUCACUAUAGAAAAUGAACAGACCACAGAUGGAUAUAAGAGAAACAUAGAAACAUAGAAUGUGACGGCAGACAAGAACCAUUCGGCCCAUCUAGUCUGCCCAAUUUUCUAAAUACUUUCAUUAGUCCCUGGCCUUAUCUUAUAGUUAGGAUAGCCUUAUGCCUAUCCCACGCAUGCUUAAACUCCUUUACUGUGUUAACCUCUACCACUUCAGCUGGAAGGCUAUUCCAUGCAUCCACUACCCUCUCAGUAAAGUAAUACUUCCUGAUAUUAUUUUUAAACCUUUGUCCCUCUAAUUUAAGACUAUGUCCUCUUGUUGUGGUAGUUUUUCUUCUUUUAAAUAUAGUCUCCUCCUUUACUGUGUUGAUUCCCUUUAUAUAUUUAAAUGUUUCUAUCAUAUCCCCCCUGUCUCGUCUUUCCUCCAAGCUAUACAUGUUAAGAUCCUUUAACCUUUCCUGGUAAGUUUUAUCCCGCAAUCCAUGAACCAGUUUAGUAGCCCUUCUCUGAACCCUCUCUAAGGUAUCAAUAUCCUUCUGAAGAUACGGUCUCCAGUACUGUGUACAAUACUCCAAGUGAGGUCUCACCAGUGUUCUGUACAAUGGCAUGAGCACUUCCCUCUUUCUACUGCUAAUACCUCUCCCUAUACAACCAAGCAUUCUGCUAGCAUUUCCUGCUGCUCUAUUACAUUGUCUGCCUACCUUUAAGUCAUCAGAAAUAAUCACCCCUAAAUCCCUUUAGGUUGGUGGAAUCUGUAAUGACACGCAAUGGGCACAGCGGGAAAGCCAUUUUGGUUCUUUGAUAAUCAGAUCUUUGGCAUUAGUUAAAGACACCCAGCGGGCACACAGGAUGACAUUAGAUAAAGACACCCAGCAGGCACACAGACUGGCAUUAGACACCCAGCGACCACACAGACUGGCAUUAGUUAAAGAAACCCAGUGGACACACAGACUGGCAUUAGUUAAAUACACCCAGCAGGCACAAAGACUGGCAUUAGUCAAAGAUACCCAGUGGGCACACAGACUGGCAUUCAUUAAAGAAACCCAGCGGGCACACAGGAUGGCAUUAGAUAAAGAAACACAGCUGGCACACACACUGGCAUUAGUUAGACACCCAGCAGGCACACAGACUGGCAUUAGUUAAAGACACCCACCGGGCACACAGACUGGCACUAGUUAAAGACACCCACCAGGCACACAGACUGGCAUUAGACACCCAGCGGCCACACAGACUGGCAUUAGUUAAAGAAACCCAGUGGACACACAGACUGGCAUUAGUUAAAUACACCCAGCAGGCACAAAGACUGGCAUUAGUCAAAGAUACCCAGUGGGCACACAGACUGGCAUUCAUUAAAGAAACCCAGCGGGCACACAGGAUGGCAUUAGAUAAAGAAACACAGCUGGCACACACACUGGCAUUAGUUAAAGACACCCAGCAGGCACACAGACUGGCAUUAGUUAAAGACACCCACCGGGCACACAGACUGGCAUUAGUUAAAGAAACCCAGUGGGCACACAGACUGGCAUUAGUUAAAGACACCCACCGGGCACACAGACUGGCAUUAGUUAAAGAAACCCAGUGGGAAAACAGACUGGCAUUGGUUAAAGACACCUGGUGGGCACACAGGAUGACAUUAAAGACACUCAGCGGGCACACAGGAUGGCAUUAGAGAAAGACACCCAGUGGGCACACAGGAUGGCACUGCUUAGUUUUGUUCUUUAAUGAAUAUUACACAGAAAGUUGCUACAUCACAGUGUGACAAACUGCUGUCACUUAUUACAUUUUUGGACUAGAUCCCGGUGGAUUUCCGCCCUCACAGUGUUAUUCCAAUUACUUACAGCCACGUACCGUCUACCUGAAACACGUGUUGCCUAGAAACAUUGGUUCCUGUCCCCGGGCGACAGAACACGGCAGCAAAACAAACUGCUGACUUGUGCUGCCUUGCAGCAUUCUGCUAGCUGUUUAGAUGCUCGGGAGGAAAUCAAUAGAUCGUGCAUGUCUGUGGUACAGCAAUGUUUAACCCGUCAAUGCCCACUAUGAUGCUCUUCAAACCUCAUUAUCAAUUUGAAACCAGAACUGUUCUUUUGCCCAGCCCGGUAGGAGGCCCCAAGUUCUCUGUGUAAAGUGUCCCCUUGCACUGCCACUGGUUCCCGCUAACAGUGACCAGAGGGUAGGGCUCUGGGGCCUUCAACAAGGUAAAUAUUGGACCAGAUCAUGUUUUGUGCAUGCGCCAUGGUCCAGUGCAUCUUCUGGAGGUUCAAGAUUCUAACACACAGUUUAUGCCAAGUGAAUGCUCUCUUCCAUUGGUGAUACUUGGGAAAUCCUGUGUCGGGAACAAAACGUCCUUUGAACCUUUGACGCAGUGAAUCCUUUGUAUUGGACAUGAUGAUCCCAGCUAAACCUCUUCCUGGUGGGGCCAUGUGCUGAGGUGGGAUUAUUCAGCAAGGCCAGAAUACGCUGCUUCCCCCAAUGCCUUCUGGAUAGCAAGUCAUGAUUUGCAGAGU
Messenger RNA from Pelobates cultripes (western spadefoot toad), 16473 nucleotides. NCBI's taxonomy places the organism in Eukaryota, Metazoa, Chordata, Amphibia, Anura, Pelobatidae. The record is from the annotation of a GenBank genome assembly.